Molecule: messenger RNA, 1846 nt
Organism: Nematostella vectensis (starlet sea anemone)
Lineage: Eukaryota; Metazoa; Cnidaria; Anthozoa; Actiniaria; Edwardsiidae
Product: voltage-gated hydrogen channel 1
Exons: 8
Coding region: 208-921 (237 amino acids)
Biological process (GO): proton transmembrane transport
Cellular component (GO): plasma membrane
Molecular function (GO): voltage-gated proton channel activity
Source: RefSeq, a predicted model, not a curated record
UCACACCGUAAAAACAAAACUUUUCCGGCUUGCAGCUUAGUACUUCAUGUUUUCUAAAAUAACAAGAACCACUUGGCAUAAUUAAGUUUGUUUUCAUACACGAAGUACAUAGGUGACGAUGUUUGCAUUAAUCUGGAGUGGAGAGGUUUUGCCUGAGCGCAUACUCAAGUAAGAGAGUGCUAUUGGUAUUCCUAGCGUUGCGUAUUGAUGGAAUCAGACAAUCAGCAGCUCGUCGGACAACUCGUGUUUGACACUCAGUCUCUUGGUGAGCGAGCGAUGGACAAGGAAAUUGAGGUCGAAGUCGGCGAUGGAGGUGGUGAUGCGCAAGUCGUUUCUAGCACGCCGUGCUGGCACAUAUUGAAGGACCGGCCCAGACUCUGUGAAAUAAUCCAUGGCCAGAAGGCACAAUACACCAUUAUUGCACUUGUAAUCAUUGAUUGCAUUAUUGUCAUUGCUGAGUUGCUGGUUGACUUAGAGAUAUUGAAAGUUCACCAUGAUAACCCGGCACCACACAUCUUGCAUGAUGUCAGCAUAGCUAUCCUGAGUCUGUUCAUAAUUGAGUUGAUUGUUAAAAUAUAUGCAAUGGGCAUGGAAUUCUUCCAUCAUAAACUGGAGGUGUUUGAUGGGAUUGUGGUGAUUGUGUCAUUUGCUCUUGACAUAGCAUUCAGUGGAGGAAAUGCAGCAGAAGGCGCAAGUCUUUUGAUUAUACUUAGAUUAUGGCGUGUUACAAGAAUAGUCAAUGGAAUUAUUCUGUCUGUGAAAAUGCAAGAUGAGAAGAAAAUCCACCAUCUUCACAAAGUUAUUGAGGAGCUUCAGGAGGAACUUGAUAGACUCAAAACCAGAAAUGCUGAACUUGAGAAUGAACUAAAAGCAUUAAAAGGCAUCAAAGAAGAACCUGUUGCAGAGGAAGUCACAACGUGAAAAUACCAUCACUUUAUAAUGAUGAACAUUUUUAGGUGAUACUUGACUGUAAAAAGUGCUUGCUUCACUCCUCGUGAGGCAACAAGGCUAUAUUUCUUUGGUGAAAAGAAAGCACUUUCUCUUUAUACGUCUUUUAAAACGAGUCUUAAAAAGCGUCUUUCAUUAUUGGUUCAUGGACCUAUUUUUUUCUUUUAAUUGUCAAUUGUUUUUGUAAAGACUAAAGACGCUUCACAAAACAUAGGUUUUUACUCUUCAAAUCAUUUUUAAGAAUGCGGAGGUUAUUGCACGAGACUGGCUUAACAAAACGUCCCUACAGGGGUGUUCUUGAGUCGUAAAAUGCCAGCCGCCAUUUCGUCAUCCUUGCAAAAUACCAGAUGUAAGAAAGCAUCCAUAUCCAUCGCCUGAUUUGGGAAGGAUUGAAUUAAGGUAAAUGAAGUACAAAACGUUGCUUUUAUAAGGUUAUUUCUAAAUUUUGUCCCUUAAAAUUUGUCUUUUAAAAUUUAAAGAAAACAAUAAAAAGAUGUGGCUAACAAGGCAUCUUUAAGCCCCACAUUUUGCUAAACUAGUUGAACCGAGUUUGUACUUAUAGUAUGCAGAAAUAUUCAAGUGAGAGUGUUUUCACAUUUAUUUCCAUAACUUCGUUAGUGUACAACUGCCACUGCAUGCUGAAUUUAUUUAGAAUCACAAAAUGAUUUUUUUAGCAUAUAAAUCAUGAAAUUUGUGUAAGAAAAUGUUUUUUUUAUAAUAUGAUUAAUUUUAUCAACAGCCACAAAUGAAGAAUAACCAUACAGUGAAUUAAGAUAUUUUAGCUAGAAUUGUAAAUAAAACCCAUAAAAAAAGGUCCAUGAAUGUAGUAGUGUGAAGAAGAAUUCUCAGUUAUAAGAGAAGUAGGUAUUGUUCUCUUUGAUAAAUAAGGACCAAUCAA